AUGCCUCGAAAUUACGAGUUUUCUGAUUGUCUAUACAACCCUACUUUACCUUGCAUCUAUUACCCGACAUUCUUUAAGUUAUCUAAGUGCAAUUCAACUCUGACUAAUGCUUUAAGAGCAGCAUUUGUACAGGUGGAGAAUCAAUAUCCAGGGUUUAGCGAACAGUUUAUCAUUCGCUUGUUACAGCGUCUUGGAGUUAAUGAUGAUAUAAAUCUGUCAGAGACAUACCCGGAAAUCGCUGGUGUACACACCCAACUAUGUGGAGGCAUGGAGAAUCAAAUGAUUAAUCGGAUCGAGAUUUCUGCUAACAAUCUGAAGUUGUGUUUAAGUAAAAUACCUGACGAGAUAUCUAGUAGUAACGGCUUUACCAACCUUAUAAGAGAGAUUACAGAGAUAACAGAUAAAUUUUUGGAAUCGUUGUACAGUCACGAUAAACAGAUUUUGCAACAAAGAGCGCUGUACAACCUUAGGUUUGAGUUUAUUCAAUCAUGCAAACAAUUCAGCGAAACCUUGAAAGCAUAUAACCGUGAUAAAAAUUUUAUAAACAAUCAAUAAAUUGAGCAGUAAAUACAAAGAUAAUAUGUCAACUACUAAAAAACAAUCAAUGAUAAAUAGGUGAGAAAUUAAUUUAACAAAAUUUAAUUAAUAUAAUCUGAUAAUUUUCAAAUAAUUCUAGUAAAUUUUAUUUUCACCAUGAUCUAAGAGUUUUAAUAGAACAUUUUUAUCUUGAAUAUUUAAAGUAAUUAGUUCCUUUGAGUUGGGAUAUUCAGAAAAAUAUCCCAAUAAUUAUCCUGGUAAGUCUAAUGGUGUCCUUGGACUUUAAAUGGACAUUUCCCAUUGGUCAAUAUUUAUUUCACUUGUCAAAUAUUGUACAAAUGUUGUUUUCUAUUUUAUGUUACGAUGUGGUCUGUUUGAUUGGUGUAUAAAUAGAUUAUGUCUGAAAUAUAAUGAUUCAUAUCUCAGAGGCUGAGAAUUGCGUUCUGGACUCAACUGGCUGGGUUAGACAGGGAAGCGGGGUCAAUCAGGAUUCUAGGUCGUUCUUGCGUAUUUACGCGUCUUUGGUCCGAUCGAUAAUUCGCUAACCUCCAAUCAGCAGCAUAACAGAUUACAACACUUUGAUAAAUUUCAAUAUUGUAAUAAGACGAAGAUUAUCAGAACUGUGAUGAUAUAUUAGCACAAUACAUUUCGAAC
Molecule: messenger RNA, 1191 nt
Organism: Schistosoma intercalatum
Lineage: Eukaryota; Metazoa; Platyhelminthes; Trematoda; Strigeidida; Schistosomatidae
Source: the annotation of a GenBank genome assembly